CGACAUGGCGGUCCAGCCUUCGAGGCAGCCGGAGCAGGACCCUCUCCUGCCAGAGGCCGAGAGAGGUCCUGAAAGCCCGGAAAGCCCUCAUCUGUCUCGCGCAAGGAGGGUGGUAAAAGCGCUUGCUGAUAAUGCCGUGCUCAUCUCCAUCACAUUGCUGAUCGCAGCUGUGGUUGCUAUCCUUUGUGUCUUCAUUGGGGUAUAUCGUCACACAAAACAGGAAAUCCAGCCCGCCGUGUGCCUAACUCCUGCAUGCGUUCAUGCUUCGUCCGAGAUCCUCUACAACCUUUCGCCCGAUUACAAGAACAUUGAUCCGUGUACCGAUUUCGAGCAGCUGGCAUGCGGUGGAUGGGAUGACCGCCACGAUCUUCGACCGGAUCAGGGGGAUGCCUUCACGGGCACGAUAAUGAGUGAAAACUCUCAGAUGUUGCUGAGACACAUACUCGAGGCCCCAUAUCCCGAUGAGUCAAAGCACUCUAGCUUUUCCCCUGCAAAACUUAUCCGUUCUCUUUCGUCCGCCGACCAGGAUAAUUUCAACAAGUUGAAAGCCGCAUAUGAUGCAUGCAUGGACGAGGAUACCAUUAAGAAGCGCGGAUUAGAGCCACUGAUGGGCAUCUUGCACCAUGUCGCAGAAAUAUUCCCCCUUACGGAAUCAGCUCUAAACGAGAGAGCCCUAUCCAAAGAUGCGGAAGGGGAAGGCCUGGCAAAUACAAUAGGUUAUCUUGCCAAGUUGGGUGUUUCGGCAUUGAUAUCCUGCGGUGCCGGGGCAGAUGAUAAAGAUCCCGAUGUUGUUGUGGUGCAGGCAUCGCCUCCAUACGAAAUCGGUUUACCUGCGAAAGACUACUACAAGGAUGGCAAGGUCGUGAAGUUAUAUGAGGCUACUCUUGCGCAAAUAUUCGACAAGUUUCACCCCGGUAGCAAUGAUGAAGACGCAGCACUGAAGUUUGGAGGACUCGAAAUCAUUGCUGCACGUGGCAGAAGCAACGAGUACGCCCACAAAGUUGUCGAGUUGGAGAAGAAAUUGGCAGCCGCAUCUCCAGAUGCCGAGGACAGGGAUGAUGUUACUAAAUAUUACAACCCUAUGUCUCUCUCUGAUGCUAAUCUCCUCACACCCCAAAUCCAUCUAGCGACGAUCAUCAAUGGUCUUGCUCCCUCAGACGUCAAAACAGAUCGCUUGAUAGUGAUGUCACCUCAGUAUAUGAAGGACCUAUCCGAAAUUCUGUCUGAGACGCCGAAGGAUGUGCUGCGGACGUAUUUUAUGUGGAAGGUUAUACAAAACUACGCCUCAGCGCUUGAUGCUGAUGAACUCAAACCAUAUUCGAGGUUUACGAACCAGCUUCAAGGAAAAGACCCUGAUUCAAGUCCAGAACGCUGGAGAACUUGUGUAGACCAUGUCGAUGGUGGCUUGGGUUGGAUCCUGAGUCGCUUCUUCGUGGAAAGGGCCUUCUCGUCCAAAGCCAAAGAUUUCGGUGAUCAAAUUGUAUCUGACAUUAAGGAGAGGUUCAUUGAAAAGUUAAAGGCGGCGACUUGGAUGGACAAGGAUGUUGUGCAACUUGCCAUUGAAAAGGUCCAUAAGAUUGUCCAAAAAAUCGGUUACCCGACCAAGAGCCCUAACAUCAUGGAUCCGCCAAGCCUGAAGGAUUACUAUCGCUCGGUCAAUAUCACAUCCUCCUCGUUCUUUCAAAACACUCUCGAGAUGUACCGAUUUGAAGUAGCAAAGGAGUGGUCAGCUCUGGGCAAGCCUGUUGAUCGCGAUCAAUGGGACAUGACAGUUCCAACAGUGAACGCUUAUUAUAAUCCGCCUGGCAACGAAAUUGUAUUCCCGGCGGGUAUCAUGCAGUUCCCUGUUUUUGACGUCGAGGUGCCACAAUAUCUCAGCUACGGCGCAUUUGGCUCUGUAUCCGGUCACGAGCUCUCUCACGCUUUUGACUCCACAGGACGCCACUACGACCAGAAUGGGAACUACACAGACUGGUGGACACCAAGUACGGUAGAGGGCUUCAAACAGCGCGCCUCCUGUUUCGUCGACCAAUACCAUAACUUCACCGUCCCCGGCCCUGACGGAACCCCCCUCCACGUCAACGGCAAACUCACCCUAGGUGAAAACAUCGCCGACGCAGGCGGUCUCUCGGCCGCCUUCGCCGCCUGGAAGAAGCGGCAAGCGGAAACGCCGAACCAAGACCUCCCCGGCCUCGACUUCUUCACCCAGGACCAGCUCUUCUUCGUAAGUUACGCGAAUUGGUGGUGCGGCAAGAGCCGCAAGGAAACAGCCAUCAGCCGCAUCUACACGGAUCCGCACGCACCCAAAUGGGCCCGGAUCCUAGGCACGAUGGCGAACUCGCGAGAUUUCAAGGAGACGUUCCAGUGUAAGACUAAAGAACCCGUUUGUGAGCUUUGGUAGGUGUAACUAUAUUGAAUUCUGUGGCGUAUAUAAAUUGCAUAGAAGAUGUGUAUUUCUUAAAGGGUUCAUGGUAGGAUUCUGGGUUCUAGGCAUACCUCGCGUGGGUACGCAUAGCAUUAGGUAUUCAUUACCUACCUACCUAGGUAAGGUAGGUAAAAGCAAACACCAUUUUCUCACUCAACAUGAUAUCAAUAAUCAAUCCAGACCCCUACCUACCUACCUACCUAUUUCUAGAAAUAAAUAAUAAAUAAAU
Molecule: messenger RNA, 2654 nt
Organism: Amorphotheca resinae ATCC 22711
Lineage: Eukaryota; Fungi; Ascomycota; Leotiomycetes; Helotiales; Amorphothecaceae
Exons: 7
Coding region: 5-2401 (798 amino acids)
Biological process (GO): protein processing
Cellular component (GO): plasma membrane
Molecular function (GO): metalloendopeptidase activity
Source: RefSeq, a predicted model, not a curated record